AUGUCGCAUGUGGCCGAGCACUUAAAUGCGCCAUCGUCGUACCGCGACUCUCGCGCACGUAGUUCUGCGCAUGAGCAGCAGAUGGCGAUUGCUCGGAGCGCCACGCUGUAUAUCGGAAACUUGUCUUUCUACACCACCGAAGAACAGAUGUACGAGCUGUUUGCUCGUGUAGCCAAUGUCUCAGGCGGGGGUGGCAUUAAGCGUAUCAUUAUGGGCCUCGACAGGAAUACCAAGACCCCAUGUGGAUUCGCCUUUGUUGAAUUUUACUCGCAUGAAGAAGCGGUGGAUUGCAUGCGUUUUGUGUCUGGCACCAAGCUCGAUGAGCGUGUGAUUCGUUGCGACUUGGACCCAGGCUAUCGUGACGGACGCCAAUACGGCCGUGGCCGUUCAGGUGGUCAGGUCCGCGAUGAGUACCGCCAAGAGUACGAUGCGGGCCGUGGCGGUUGGGGUCACAACCGAAUGCGUGAAGAAGAAGAGAAGAAGCGUCAGGAAGCGCUGGCUCGUGAACGUGAGCGUCAUGAACGUCGUGAAGAAGUGUACCAAGAAGUGCAAGGCGUGGCAGAUGCUCACAAAGCGCCUACCGGUGCCGAUGCUGAAUACUAUGAGACGGAACAUGCAGCGCGUGCGGGCACGAGCACUAGUGCUGCGACAGGUGCACCAGAGACCACAUCGAAGCGCCAGCGCGAUGACGACUCGCCUGAGCCAUUAUCGAAGAAUCCACGUAUGGACGAGUAA
Malassezia pachydermatis is the source of this 735-nucleotide messenger RNA. RefSeq names its product rna-binding domain-containing protein. The record is from RefSeq and is a predicted model, not a curated record. The transcript has 3 exons. Gene Ontology annotation, biological process: mRNA cis splicing, via spliceosome. Bases 1 to 735 code for a protein of 244 amino acids. NCBI's taxonomy places the organism in Eukaryota, Fungi, Basidiomycota, Malasseziomycetes, Malasseziales, Malasseziaceae. Gene Ontology annotation, cellular component: nuclear cap binding complex. Gene Ontology annotation, molecular function: RNA cap binding.